UCGCGAGCAUAUCACCGAAUCUAUACGAACCGCAGCCAUGGCAGGAAUCAAAACCAUCAUCGGACUAUCCUUCGUUUUGGCGAUAGGCUUCCUGCUCGUUAUUCUCUCCGCCGCGCUCUUCAAGAGCUAUCUCACUCUCCUCGUCGUCGCAACCUACGUCGUCGCGCCUUUGCCGAACUGGAUAUGCGGUCGCGCAGCAAACCCGGAUGAUUUCAUGGAGAGCUCCGGAUCUGGCGUGAUUGACUUUGGACGCUUCUUGACCGGUUUCUUCGUCGUUAUGGGAAUUGCCCUCCCCUCCCUUCUUUGGCACUCCGCGGCCAUUGCUGGAGGUGCUGCUGCCAUGUCCAUUGUUGGCGGUCUUUUGAUUUACGGAACCAUCAUGAGUUUCACUUUGUUCUUCCAGGAGGAGCAAGAGUUCUGACUGCAAGGCCGGGAUGAGGCAUAGAUGACGAGGAAGAGAUUUGAUGUUGUAUCGCAUGUGAGGAUGUUGUAUUUUAGCGGGAUCCGCGAGAGUCGUACGGGCCUCUGGGGUGCGCAGUAAUACCCGAGAUCGGAGGCUUUUCAGGUUCAGGUACAUUGUUCCUUUUCUUUCGAAUAUCAAGCGCUUUUGUACAAUCAUGUUGGAUAUAUUGCAUUCUGGGCAUCUGGUUUUCAUGACAUAAUUCGCAUG
Molecule: messenger RNA, 670 nt
Organism: Aaosphaeria arxii CBS 175.79
Lineage: Eukaryota; Fungi; Ascomycota; Dothideomycetes; Pleosporales
Product: vacuolar protein sorting 55
Exons: 3
Coding region: 38-421 (127 amino acids)
Biological process (GO): late endosome to vacuole transport via multivesicular body sorting pathway
Cellular component (GO): Vps55/Vps68 complex; endosome
Source: RefSeq, a predicted model, not a curated record